Molecule: messenger RNA, 1913 nt
Organism: Lymnaea stagnalis (great pond snail)
Lineage: Eukaryota; Metazoa; Mollusca; Gastropoda; Lymnaeidae
Source: the annotation of a GenBank genome assembly
CUAGGUGUCGGGAACUCCAGCUUCUAUGGCAACGGUCUACUGAUGAUCGGAAAGUACUUUCGAAAAUAUAGGUCACUGGCCACUGGGAUUGGACUGGCCGGAGCAAGUGUGGGGCAGUUCGUCAUGCCGCCGGUCAUAGAGUACCUCCUGGAGACGUAUGGGUUGGGAGGAACUCUUCUGAUCAUAUCUGCCAUGUACUUCCACGCCUGCAUCUCGGGGGCUUUGUUCCGACCGAUAGAGCAGUAUGGACCAGAGGAGAGGGUAGUCCCCAAGCAGUAUGGACCAGAGGAGGUGGUAGUCCCCAACAUUCCUGAGGAGACCCAGGUAUGAAAUGGACAAACUUGAAAAACUUGCCACAAAAACAGUUUCAUCUCUUUUUCUACAAUAAAUCCAUUUUGUCUCUUUUCUACAAUAAACCCAUUUUGUCUCUUUUCUACAAUAAAUCCAUUUUGUCUCUUUUCUACAAUAAAUCCAUGCUUUUUCUCAUCCAGAAUAAAUCCAUUUAUGCCUCAUCCACAAUUAAUCCAUUUUGUCUCUUCUACAAUAAAUCCAUUUUGUCUCUCAUCCACAAUAAAUCCAUUUUGUCUCUCUUCCACAAUAAAUCCAUUUUGUCUCUCAUCCACAAUAAAUCCAUUUUGUCUAUCAUCUACAAUAAAUUCAUUUUCUCUAUAAUCUACAAUAAAUCCAUUUUGUCUAUCAUCUACAAUAAAUUCAUUUUGUCUAUCAUCAAAAAAUAAAUCCAUUCUGUCUCUCUUCUACAACAAUUGGCGCAUGGACUGAGCUCCACCACGACCGCCAAGCCUGCCACGGGGUGGAGGCGUCUGUUUGACUUCAGCGUCCUCCGCAGCUAUUUGACUCUUCAUUUCAGUCUUGUUUCGUUUCUCUGUUUCUUUGGCUUCUUUAACUUCAUCCUGUUCCUGCCGGCCAUCAUUGCACAGAAAGGCAUUGAAGGUUAUGACAAGGCCAUGCUGCUCUCCAUCUGUGGAGUCGGUGACCUCAUAGCCAGAAUUGGGACUGGGAUAUUCGCAGACCUCAACCUCAUAGCCAGGUACAAGAUAAAAGCCAUGGCUUGCCUGUUGAGUGGCGUCGACAUUUUCAUAUUUUUGUUUGCUGAUUCCUUCCCCUGGCUGGGAUUUUAUUCCUUUUUGUUCGGAUUUCUCGGAGGCAGCUACGUCUGCUUGAUGUCUGUUGUCAUUGUGGACUUCGUUGGUCUCGCUCUGAUGUCCAAGAACCUUGCUGUUAUUCUCCUUAUACAAGGAGUUGGGGCGUCGAUUGGUCAGAUAUUCUUAGGUAAGAAUUUAUUGAUAAUAUAUAUCAACGAUUUUAUACUUUUGAAAACGUAAAAAAAAAAAAUACUUUCGUAAUUAUUUUCCAUUAAUUAAGUUAAAUUCUAAUUUUAGCAGUGGUUUAUCUUUAUUUGACAUGUCAGUCAAAAAAAAAUUACAUCAGAAACUUUGAUUUUUUUAAUGAACUUAAAACAUAUAAGUACUUGCCUGCAAAAUCAUUAUUUCUGGUCUGUGCAAAUAUUCAUCACAUCAUUUUAUUUAAUAUUUAACUUUCAUACUUGAGUUUCAUUCUGAAAACAGAUUAUGUUAAUUAUUUGACCAUUUGUCACACUUCAAAUUAAAAGGGGAGAAUAAGCAUGUUAAUUUUAUGCAACAAUUAUUACAGAUUAUCUGAAUUUUUUUUUUUUUUUUGACAAGUAAUAAUCAAGAAUAUUUUAAAAUCAAACUGUCUGAAAAUGUGUAGAGCAAUCACCAAAUGGCAGCCAGGUUAAAUAUUCACUCUGUUGUCACACAGGUUGGAUCAGGGAUUUGUCUGGCUCCUUCAACAUCGUCAUCAUCCUGUGUUCACUCAGCAUGGCGUCUGGGGGCCUCUUACUGCUGGCGUACCCUUUUGUCAGAAGGCGGGAG